ACUGGUAAUCAAUGGGAAAAAUGCACCUCACAUUGAUCACAAAAAGAUGGCAGCAGGGGCGCACUGACAACUCAUGGGACCCCCGGGCAAUAGGGGAUCAUGGGGCCCCUGUGGCCUUGUCCAAACUCAAAAAAGCCUAUGAAAAAGGUACCAGGGGCAUCUCAUGGGGCCCCCUACUGACCCCGGGCCCUCGGGCAAGUGCCCGAGUUUCCAAAUGGUUAGUCCGCCCCUGGAUGGCA
Molecule: messenger RNA, 239 nt
Organism: Staurois parvus
Lineage: Eukaryota; Metazoa; Chordata; Amphibia; Anura; Ranidae
Source: the annotation of a GenBank genome assembly